Molecule: messenger RNA, 855 nt
Organism: Trypanosoma grayi
Lineage: Eukaryota; Euglenozoa; Kinetoplastea; Trypanosomatida; Trypanosomatidae
Exons: 1
Coding region: 1-855 (284 amino acids)
Source: RefSeq, a predicted model, not a curated record
AUGCAAGAGCGUGAGCGGUUGCUGGAGGAGUACAAGGGCCUCCAGGCCAAUUUGGAAGAGGCGUUGGAAUUGAAGCAGAGCAACCAGGCCGAUGACGAGGUGGAUGCGAUCAUCGAGGAGAUCAAGGCCGAAUUGCGUGGUGCCGUUGAGUCUCUCAACGCCGUUGAGGAUAUCGAGCCGACGCCAGAUUUGACGAAAGCUUUGGAUGCUGACGGCAAACCCGUCAUUUGCUACCAAGAGGCUGCCCCGUACGAGGUUCAUUUCGACGAUGUGACGUGGUACAGCUGCGUUAUCACAGAGGCCCUGCAACCCGAAACGCCGCUGGAUCGCAUUCGCUACAAGGCGUGGAUCUUGGGCUACAACGUGGAGGAGGAAGUGCACAGUGAGCAGUUGCGUGCGUGGCAACCGCCCCCGGCAGAAGGGGAAGGGUCGUUGCGCUCUGGUGUGGUAUGCCAUGCAAUCGAUCCCCACACAGGGAAGUUUCGCCCGUCAAAGGUAGAGCGUCUCACCCUUGCUAACACCGUUAUUGUAGCGUUUGAAGCUGCAUCGAAGGAGUCGGAUGAGACAACUGCGCAGACGGAUGCUGCAGCUGGUGCCGCUGCCGCUGCAGCUGUGGAGGAGGUGCCGCUCUCGCACGUGCGUGUGGGACGAUUUUACGAGAAGUUGCGUAAACGGCCGUCACUCACGCCGGAAGAGCGUUCAAAGCGGCGCGCGGAGAACUUGGAACGCAAGCGGAUGCGUCUGCAGGCGAAGAGACAGCUAGAGGCCGACGUGGCGGCGCAGAGCGCGAACGAUUGGCAGAGACUUGUGAACGACAUGGGAAUGGGUGGCGGGCCCAAGAAGCGGAGACGCUGA